Messenger RNA from Magnolia sinica, 1028 nucleotides. RefSeq names its product cysteine-rich repeat secretory protein 38-like. NCBI's taxonomy places the organism in Eukaryota, Viridiplantae, Streptophyta, Magnoliopsida, Magnoliales, Magnoliaceae. The transcript has a single exon. The coding region runs from base 303 to 1028 and encodes 241 amino acids. The record is from RefSeq and is a predicted model, not a curated record.
AAGAUAUUCUACUGUUUUUUUCACGCCAGACCUGAUCAUCUUCCUACCAGCAUUAGGAAAUCUGACAGUGGAGCCCACCUGAUGAUGGUUUUCAAAUUCAAUUGCACUCCAACAUGGAGAGCGGCCAUCUAGAAGAUUGACGUGUGCAUGAGGUGGCCCCAACACCUGGUCUUAGAGCCAGUAGCAAAAUCUUCAAACAAAGCUUCAACGGCUACAUUUCACAAGCUCGACUUUUUGUCUAUUUAAGAGGUCUGAUUUCUUGAAGGAAUCCAUUCACAAUACCGUUUCCAUUUCUUCGAAACAUGGAGUUCUUUAGAUUAACCUCUCUAUAUCUUCUAUCUUUCACUCUUCUCCUUCAUGGUCUUCAUGCCACAGACCCUAUUUAUCACAGAUGUUCAAGCACAGAAAACUAUACAACCAAUGGCCCAUUUAGCAAGAACUUGGACCAAAUGCUGACCUCUCUCCCCGUGAAAGUUCCGCUCACAGGCUUUGCGCUCAGCUCGGUAGGGAAGCGCCCAGACAAAGUAAAUGGGCUCGCCCUGUGUCGAGGAGAUGUUUCAAGAUCCGACUGCAAGAAGUGCCUUGAUGGUGCAAUUAGCGAAAUUCGUGAUCAAUGUCCAUGCAAGGAAGAUGCAAUCAUAUGGUUUGAUUACUGUCUCUUGCGCUACUCAAACGUUGAUUUCUUUGGGAAAAUCGACACCGUUAACAGGUUAUAUCUGUGGAACACAGAAAGCGUACAUGAUCCAGAUACGUUUAAUCAGAAAACCAAGGACUUACUACACCAUCUGUCACAUGAAGCUUACCUCAGUCCAUUGAUGUAUGCUAGUGGAGAAAUGGACAUUGGAGAACAUGAGAAGCUGUAUGGUUUGGCUCAGUGUACUAGGGAUCUUUCUGGUAGAGAUUGUAAGAAAUGCUUGAAGAGUGCCAUAAGUCAACUUCCGGCCUGUUGUAACGGGAAGAAAGGUGGAAGAGUUUAUUGGGGUAGUUGUAAUAUAAGAUAUGAAAUGUCCCCUUUUGUCAAUGCCUAG